Molecule: messenger RNA, 477 nt
Organism: Gongylonema pulchrum
Lineage: Eukaryota; Metazoa; Nematoda; Chromadorea; Rhabditida; Gongylonematidae
Source: the annotation of a GenBank genome assembly
CUGUUCCACAUAUUCGAGGCAAAAGCAACAGUUUCUGGCGGCUUUUGGCUCACUGGUGCAUUUCUUUGCAGAUAUCAAAUAGAGCGCCAUCUCGGGAAAGGCUCAUUCGGGCAGGUCGCCAAAGCUUACGACACUGUUGAGCAGCAGGAUGUCGCCAUAAAAAUAAUAAAAAAUAAAAAACCAUUCCAUGAUCAAGCUCAAAUCGAAAUACGCUUGCUUGAGAUGAUGAACAGCCAGGAAUCGGAAAGCAAACACUAUGUUGUGAAACUGAAAAGUCACUUUAUUUGGCGUAAUCACUUGUGCCUUGUUUUUGAGCUUCUUUCAUACAAUCUCUAUGAUUUGUUGCGAAAUACGGAUUUUCAUGGUGUCUCGCUUAAUCUCACAAGAAAAUUUGGACAGCAGGUUUGUUUCUGUUUUUAUUUUCUUUCGGGGAGAAGUGAUUUUUGCGUCCGUCUUUAUCCACCAUCAGUUGUGUAG